Molecule: messenger RNA, 785 nt
Organism: Vidua macroura (Pin-tailed whydah)
Lineage: Eukaryota; Metazoa; Chordata; Aves; Passeriformes; Viduidae
Source: the annotation of a RefSeq genome assembly
AUGGCCCACCAAGCACAUUCUUAUCAUAUAGUAGACCCCAGCCCAUGACCUAUCCUAGGAGCAGCCGCUGCUCUCCUUACCGCCUCAGGACUCACAAUGUGAUUCCACUCCAACUCACCACGACUCCUAAUCAUUGGCCUAAUCUCUACCAUUCUAGUCAUAUUCCAAUGAUGACGAGACAUCGUACGAGAAAGCACAUUCCAAGGACACCACACCCCAACUGUCCAAAAAGGCCUACGAUACGGAAUAGCCCUGUUCAUCACAUCAGAAGCCUUCUUCUUCCUAGGAUUCUUCUGAGCAUUCUUCCACUCAAGCUUAGCCCCAACCCCAGAACUAGGAGGACAAUGACCCCCCGUCGGAAUCAAACCUCUAAACCCCAUAGACGUACCUCUCCUAAACACCGCCAUCCUCCUGGCCUCAGGAGUCACCGUCACAUGAGCCCACCACAGCAUCACAGAAGCCAGCCGUAAGCAAGCAAUCCACGCACUACUCCUAACUGUCCUCCUGGGAUUCUACUUCACCGCCCUACAAGCUAUAGAAUACUACGAGGCUCCAUUCUCUAUCGCUGAUGGAGUUUACGGAUCAACAUUCUUUGUCGCUACCGGAUUCCACGGACUCCACGUAAUCAUCGGCUCAACAUUCCUCCUAGUGUGCCUUCUACGCCUAAUCAAAUAUCACUUCACACCAAACCACCACUUUGGAUUUGAAGCAGCGGCAUGAUACUGACACUUCGUAGACGUUGUAUGACUAUUCCUCUACAUCUCUAUCUACUGAUGAGGAUCCUA